AUGGAAACCACAGAGGGAACAUUGUUCACAUCAGGACAGAAAAUCAAUCCAAUGACCGAGUGGAGAUUACUCCUUCAGCUCUUCAUGGGGCUCGUUCUCUUUGUGACAGGUGAAGGUGCAUCCUGUCCAAUCGAGUUCAGCCCCUCCAAGGUUGUGGUGAAAUAUGGAGACCCCGUCUCAGUGAACUGUACCUCAACAGUUAGUAAUCUCGACGGAUUAGGUUGGGAGGCUUCGCAAGGAGGCAUCGGCCUCACAAACGUUACAUCUUUGACGUGGACUGUUGAGAGUUUAAUGCAGUGGAACAUAAAUCCCUUCUGCUUUUUUAGUGAUUUGGAUGGACGUCAGUGUCAAAAAAGGCCUGAACUUGUUAUAUAUAGUUUCCCAGAAUCCAUCAGCAUCAGCUCCAGCAGUACUUCAGAAAUGACAGAAGGGAAUCCAUAUGACUUAGUAUGUAACAUUUUGAACGUUGCACCAAUUAACAAACUCAUUAUGACGUGGUACAAAGAAGAAACCGUGAUUAAGGUAGAAGACUUUCAUUUGCACAUGGAUGGAAAUGCGCCCAAAAAUGUAUCAAUUGGGCCUGACAUUGAAUGUUCUACCAUCGAGUUACAUGAAGGGGAAACCUUGGAGGACACAUGUAGAGUGACAGGAAAUCCCACCCCGCAUGUCGAGUGGCUGAAAGAGGGACGCCUCAUAAACUUGACCGUCCCUUUGAGAAGAAAUGACACAGGAAUGUUCCUGGUCAAAGCUGAGGGAAGAACCUUACAGGAGAAGACCAUCCAGGUUGAUGUGUUGUAUGGACCAGAGUGGAUUUGUCCUCAGACAUUCACCAUACUAGAAAACUCUAAUAACAACCUCGCAUGCUCUCUGGGCUUUCCUAAACCCGAGGAAAUCUGGUUCAAAGAUAAUGAGCAGGUGGAACUUCCUCAGGUCCUGACAAGAAGAAAUGCAGGGCACUACCAGGUCAUAGUUUCCAGCGCCCUGUCAGUUUCCAAAACAAUCCCAUUGGACAUUAAUGUUUUGUACCCACCGUCAAAGAUUUUUGAGCUUGAAGAUGCUGAAGUGGAUGUUGGUGGAAAUUUGAGGCUGAAGUGCUCCUCUGUAUCUAACCCCAAACCAAACUACUACUGGCACUACUAUCAGGCAGGCAAUUUGAUUGAGGAAACUGAAGAUGGAGUGUCUUGUCUAAUCAUCCUCAACGCCACUGAGCUGAACACGGGCUUCUACACAUGUCAAGCCUGGACGGAGCAAGGAAGAAACCGAGUUUCUUCGUCCAUGGAGGAUUUCAGCGGUGCUCGUCUGGUGCUUUUCAUUUUAACGCUGCUGUCGCUUUCUAACGGGACAAAGUCGAGUGCAGAACUGGAAUGCCCUGUUGAAAUAUCUCCAAAGGAGGUGGUGUUGCAGUACCAAAGCAGCUGGCAGGCUGUACAGUGCAAACCCAAAACCAGUGAAGAAAAUGUUGGGGAAAUCUACUGGAUGACUGGGAAAGGCACUAAAAUAGUGAACACCAAUUGGUUUGCUGACACCCACAGAGACUGGGACCCUCAGCCUGUUUGUCAUGGAGUGUUUACCGGGAUAGGAAACUGCUCUAAAGCUUUACCCUACACUCUCUACAAAACUCCAGAAAGCGUAUCCAUCCAGGUCAUGGAUAACUCAAGGCUACCUGUGGAAGGCACCGAAGUGCAGUUGCGGUGUGACAUCAUCAGCGUGGCCCCUGCCCAGAACCUCGCGGUGUGGUGGACGUUUUAUCAAGGGAACAAAACCAUUGAGCCAUUAGGUAACGCAACCUGCGACUUCAGUCCAAACAGCUCUAACAGAUCUCCGGUAAACGUGUCGUGCACCAUGAACAUCACUCUGGAGAGGUUUCACAAUGGAAUCGAGGUCAGAUGUGAGGCUGAGUUGAACCUGGGACCGGAAGGACCACAGCCUCCAAACAUGACGUCCAGCGCCUUAAACAUCCUUGUGCUCUAUGAACCUAAAAUUAAUACCACAAAGCUUCCAGAGACGGUCCUGGUGUUCAGAGAUUCUCCUGAGGAGCUCGUUUGUGAGGCCGAUGGUAACCCUCGUCCGACAAUCCACUGGGAGUACACUUCCAAAACAGCGAUCCUUAAAUCUGAGGGGAAGCUCGUGGUGGACGACGCAGGCUUCUACAAGUGCAACGCUACCAAUGAGUUUAAGACCGUAAUACAAGAGGUUAAAGUUAUUUUAAUAGAGGACUACCUCCCCCUCAUUGCUGGGUUUGUGGCUCUCACAGUGGUGAUCAUCUCCAUCGUCUUCCUCUUCAUCUACUCCAUCUACUACAAGAACACCAGGAUGCGCCGCUACAGCUUUAAAAACCCCAAGUUCAGCAGUCAGAAUGGCAACGUGGCUAACAACGGAUGGGACACCCAGUUACCUUGUAUUUCCUCUUUCAAAGAAACUGUGCUACAAACCACAAUGUGGUUCUUCAUAUUCAUCUUAAUUCCGCUCUCAGGAAAUCCUGUGAGUGCUUGUGAAAUAAAGUUCAGUCCUCCGGUAGUUGUGGUGAAGUUCGGAGGUUCUCUAUCGGCCACCUGCAGCUUGUCCUCCUGCACCAAUGUGGUGGGAAUGGGUUGGGAGACCACAUAUAGCGCAGGAGGCAUGCAAAGCAACGUCUCUUCUAUUCAGCUUAACAUAACUGAAGUGAAGGACUGGCAUCCACAACCACAGUGUUAUGUCACGUUCUCUGAUGACCAGGACCAACAACUUCGAAAGCUACCAAUCAUCGUUUACAAAACGCCAACCCAUGUGCUCUUCAAUCAAAUUCACUGGGGUCCCAUGGUGGAGGGUCAGCCGUAUGACUUGCAGUGUGAUGUUUUUAAUGUUAUACCAACUGCCUACCUGUCUGUGCGUUGGCACAAAGGAAACGAGAUAUUAAGUGAAGAGUACAAUUUUUCUUCAUAUUCAAAUGUCACAUGGGCGACUCGCCUGACACCCCACAGAGAUGAUGAUGGAAGUGAGAUAUGGUGUGACGCGAUCGUGCGCUUGUUGCCAACAGGACUCGAGCCACAGCCUCCUGCAGUUCAGUCAGAGAGGCGUAAAUUAACAGUCAAAUACCCACCAACCUUCGCCGAGCCUGAGAAUGAGACUCUGGAAGUUACGUCUGAUACGAAUAAAACUUUAAACUGCAAGGCUGCUGGAAACCCAAGUCCAUCAUACGUCUGGCGUUUUGCACACUCCUCACAAGAAAAGAUGCUGAAUCAAAUCGGGAACGGGUCCGUUUUGGAUCAGGAGGUUCUGCUGUCGGGGAUCUACAGCUGCACAGCCUCCAACGACCUCGGCCAAACGACCAAAUACAUCACCGUGACUGAAGCCAAAGGGGAUCGAACCACUUUCGCAGCCAUCCUGGGAGGAUUUCUUUGCCUGGGUGUCGCGCUCUUCAUUGCUGGAUUUGUUUUUGCUCAACCAAACGGAAAGUUUUCUUUCCCCAAAGGACAUUGUGUGUCGGGUGAAGGUUGCUCCCUGGUCCUCAAGCCCUCCAGGGUGGUGGUGGGCUUUGGGGAGUCGGUGUCGGUCGUCUGUGAAGCUACGCGCCCGGUUCGUGUUCUGGGCUGGGAGUCGGCCCUCAGUGCUCCACAGACCCAUGAGGACCGCUCCGUCCAGUGGAAAGUGGACAGCCUGAUCGACUGGAUUGAGGAGCCCAUCUGCUACGGGGUGUUUUUCACAGCUCCAAGACAGUGUGAGGAAAAACUCAACCUUGUCCUUUACAAAACUCCGGACAGCGUUUCCAUCAGGCCGGUGAACAACACUGGCCCCAUGGUGGAGGGGAAAGAAUACCAGCUGCUCUGUGAGGUUCAGAAUAUUGCUCCUGUUCAGUUUCUCACCCUGAGGUGGUACAGAGGGCAAACCGAGGUGUACAAACACUCCUUCUCUGACCUCACAUCUUCCUCGCCUGUCCAAGUGUCCUCCACUCUUGUCAUCACGCCAACCAAAGCCGAGAAUGACGCAGAGUAUAAGUGUGUAGCAGAGCUGGAGCUCGGACCAGAGGGACCACAGCCACCGCCUGCUGUGGCCUCGGAGCCUCUCACUGCAUCCGUGUACUGUUCGCCAACAUUUUUUAAUCCUGAAACAGAGGUUUUGGAAGUAACACACGGUGAAGAAAUCACCUUAAACUGCACAGCUGCAGGAAAUCCUGCACCUGUGUACAGCUGGCAAUCCUCCCAUCUUAUACAGGAGAAAAUGAAGGAGGAAGCGGUUAUUAUUUCCUCCUCAUUGCUCCCAGGAACUUACACCUGCACUGUCUCUAACAUGCUGGAAAAGAAGAGCAAACAGUUCAUUGUCAAAGCAAAGAUCAAAGCAGUUUGAGGUCCGCUAACUUGAGAAGAAUCAGCAGGAAGAGCUUCAAUGUGCAGAUUUUACUGUUGCUGCCUCAAAGAAGGAAAGACAUUCAAUAUUCAGUGGAUGUUUUGAUGGAUCUUAUCAAGUGUUGGGAGAACAAAUGAACUGCAGAUGUUGUGUUGGUAACCGUGAUUUAAUAUGUGAAAGUUUGUUUAGGCAAUAAUUUACUUUUUUACACUUUCGAUGUGAUGAUCGUUCU
Nematolebias whitei (Rio pearlfish) is the source of this 4555-nucleotide messenger RNA. It is a transcript of the gene icam3, whose product is annotated as intercellular adhesion molecule 3. Gene Ontology annotation, molecular function: integrin binding. Bases 1 to 4323 code for a protein of 1440 amino acids. The transcript has 21 exons. Gene Ontology annotation, biological process: cell adhesion. The record is from RefSeq and is a predicted model, not a curated record. Lineage: Eukaryota; Metazoa; Chordata; Actinopteri; Cyprinodontiformes; Rivulidae.